Messenger RNA from Oikopleura dioica, 321 nucleotides. Lineage: Eukaryota; Metazoa; Chordata; Appendicularia; Copelata; Oikopleuridae. The record is from the annotation of a GenBank genome assembly.
AUGGAGGACAUACAAGGAGUGCAAAAAGCAGAGCGACGCAUUCUGAAUGCGGCAUUCAACAGAUUCAUGGAACUAGAUGAAUCUGAUGAAGAAUACAAGGAGUUCAAAGAAUGGUUGGCAAAUCAAUCUCCUCAACCAGCUGCUUCCUCUCAGCCAGCUUCUUCAUCCCCAGCCGAGGUCGAAGAAGACUACAAGGAAUUCCAAGAUUUCAAGGAUUGGCUAGAAUCAGAGGAAUCUUCCCAACAAGCCUCGUCUUCUCAACCAUCUUCAUCCGAAGUCGAGCCGGAAGCUGAGGUCGACAAGAAGAAUGCUCAGAAUUGA